AUGCCUUUUGUUAACCCAACGACACCAAUUGGAAACCCAACACAGCCCAUCUCUUCACUUCAAAUUUUCUCUUUCUACCAUUUACAAUACUUUUGGGUGGGUGAGACUGAAAAGGGGAAAAAUUGUAUGUUGGGUUUAUGUUUUGGUGUUCUUGCGAUGGGAGAUAUCAUAGUGGAGAAAGUAGCCAUGGUGAAAAUACAGAUUUCUGGGUUGCAGCCAUGGAGUUUUGAGCUGGUUUACAGUGCUGUAGUGGGGGUAGUUGAAGCCCCCCCAAAGUUGGGACUACUGCAACAGGAUCUUUCCACCCAAAACCAAAAACAAGAACAACAAACUCAGGCAGGGGUGGGAAUUGUUCUUCGCAGUACUUCAGGGGAGUUUGUGGCAGGUGGGGCUCUUCCAAUUAUGGCUGAUUCCUCCUUGAUUACUGAAGCUUUGGCUGUGUUGGAGGGGUGCAAAUUUGCCAAGCAACAGGAUUGUGAUCACAUCGUAAUUGAAUCAGAUUGUAAGGAGAUUAUCAAUGCUCUUCAACGGUCCAUUUCAAGAGGCAGGUGGCAGGUAUAUCCGGUGCUCACCUUGAUCAACGAGUACCAGGCAGAUUUCAGGGAGUGCAGGUGGUCUUGGGUUCCCAGAACCGCAAACCUAGCAGCAGACCACUUGGCCAGGUUAGCAUCGUCGAGGAUGAGCCCAUCGUUUUGGGUCAAUAGACCCCCAUCCUCGCUGGUAGGAAUUCUUAAUAAGGACGGGUUACCUUGUCCACCCCAAUAG
Messenger RNA from Prunus armeniaca (apricot), 765 nucleotides. The record is from the annotation of a GenBank genome assembly. NCBI's taxonomy places the organism in Eukaryota, Viridiplantae, Streptophyta, Magnoliopsida, Rosales, Rosaceae.